CGCAUAUAUAUGUAUAUGUGUGUGCGGAGAAACCAUUGAUGAUGGCUCAUAGGAAAAUUCAGUAAAAACACUAGAGCUGCAAACGCAAGUAAAUAUAAAAUGUUAUUAUAGCAGCGUGCAUGACAAUCAAACAAUAGCCGCAAUCAUAUCAAAGACGCGCGGUGGCGAUAAAGCUGAAGGGUUCGAAGAAACCAAAACGAAAUGGAAAUGGCAAAAACAAAAGCAAACGGCUGGGCGACUGUUUGUAACAGCACAAGUUCCGUGCCCAAAUAUUCAAAAUACACGCGCUACACGGAAUUGCGGCGCGUCGAUGACAACGACAUUUAUAAAUUAGCCACAAUACUGGAUGUGAAUGGCUGCUGGCGCAAGCUAAUGUCCAUUAUACCGAAACGUCUGGAUGCCCAGGCCUGCAGCGCACCAGGAGCACUCAAGUAUCAAGAAAUCGCUGCCAAGGUGGGGCUUAAGUAUAACGCGCAACAAAUAAGUCUGAUUGAUGGGACCGCUGAGCGCCUGACGCCCGGCCAAAGCAUAUCACAGGUAAUGAUCGAUGAGUGGAAAACUUCUGGCAAACUGAACGAACGCCCCACUGUGGGUGUGCUGUUGCAGUUGCUCGUACAGGCCGAGAUCUACAGUGCAGCUGAUUUUGUGGCCUUGCAUUUCUUGAAUGAGCCUAAACCUGAUCGCCCCACCGAUGGACCAGCAGCGCACAUAAGCUUGGAUUUGUGCAGUGAGGAUCUUAGCGAGGACAUGGAUGUGGACGAUGGUGCCAGUUACCAGCCCAAUACAUCCGCAUUAAAUGCAGCCGCAGCACAGGCGCGUGGAACUGGCAUGAAUUUGGAUUACUUCGACAAGCAUAUGGUUAGACGUGACAAGAGUGUGCCGCAACAGAUCGAGAAUGGCGCAUCCAUAUCCAGCUCCAGCCCGGUGCCAGUCGCACCACCACGAUCUUCACGCUUAUCCCGUCAUCUCAAGGCCACAACUAGCAAUGGGCCACUCAUAACAACAAAUGAACCCUCAUCCUCAGCCAACUUAAACACGGUUAACAUGCCCAAUUUAUCUAUUCUCAAUGCAAGUAGUGAAAAGCUGGUGUCGGCAAGUGAUCAAAAUCAAACACAGCCCCCACAAAAUAUACCUCAUCUAUCUAUACUCAAUGGCUGCUCCGAGACAGUAUCAAUAGCAACGACAUCUACGUCGCCACUGGAUGCUGGCAAUUCGGACACCGCCAGCAAUGGCAGCUAUAAUAGUACAAGCACUUCGACAGCGACCGUACCCAAUGUGCCUUUGAUAACGCUUUUAAUUGAAAAUUCCAGCUGCGAGAUAAGUGGCACAUCUGAUGCGACGCCGACAACAACAGCCACAGCAACAUCAAAAUCGAAAACAACGAAAACAGCCCCCGAUAUGAGCCAUAAUAAUUUGCCAGCGAUAAGCGCAUUAAAUUUGAAUACCGUGCAACCUGAUGGAAUCGAAGCCAAAGCUCGCAGCGAUAACGGGGGUAACAAUAGCAGCGGCACAAACAGCCUUAGUGUUGACGAAGAUGAAGACGAAGAAGAUGACGACGAAGACGAUGAUGUGGAUGACGAAGAGGCGGAUGUGUCAUUGCCUAAUCUGAGCAAUUCUGAGCAUCAUAAUUCCAAUAACGACUCAAGUCUAACGACAGUAACCGGCACCAGCGGCGAUAAUAGCUUUGAGUUGACCAACGACUCAAGUUCGACAUCCAAUGAUGAUUACACCAACAAUAUUCCGAACCUGAGUGAACUACAGCAGUAAAGUAACCGUCCAGUAAUACGCACUAGUUUACUUUCUGCAAGCCACGCACACACACACACAUUCCAUAAAUCAUAUAGAAAUAUCAAUCUUUUAAUGUAUG
Drosophila mojavensis is the source of this 1867-nucleotide messenger RNA. It is a transcript of the gene tub, whose product is annotated as protein Tube. The record is from RefSeq and is a predicted model, not a curated record. Gene Ontology annotation, molecular function: protein binding. The coding region runs from base 202 to 1767 and encodes 521 amino acids. The transcript has 2 exons. Gene Ontology annotation, biological process: signal transduction. NCBI's taxonomy places the organism in Eukaryota, Metazoa, Arthropoda, Insecta, Diptera, Drosophilidae.